AUGGAUUUCCCGCAUGCGCAAAUGCAGGCGGCUCUGGCUGCGACCAAUUUCUCGCCGGCCGAAGUACCAUCACUCUAUGUCCAACCCGACAAUUCACAGAGAAACGCGCAUCGAAAAGAGAGCGUUAUCCAACCGCUCCGCAAAAGCGAUACUGGCGGACAUCGAGACCAGCGCCAAGCCUCUCGCAAGAGCAGCAUCAGAAAGUUCGGAAGUCUCUUCGGCCGUGACAGGGGUAUUCGCAAUAGCAUCGCUAGCAGCGGUCUGUUGACGACGGUUGGGAACUCAGAGCGUGCGGACGACAAUACAAACAUUGAGACUAAGCGCAGUGUUCAGCUAGUCACCCGCACGGAUUCCACUGAGACUGAUAGCUCCAUGAGCUCCAUGAAUAGAGAAGAGAUCAGGGAGCACCACCGAAAGUUCGUGAAACUCCAGAGACUUGGAACCGACGACACCACCAUACUCACAGCCGACCCUGACGACUAUUCCCAAUAUAAUUACGAUGAUACCGUCGACAAUCAGCGAUCCAGAGCCGAGUGCCAAAAUUGCGAAGGCACACAUGUCGCUCAUGAUCUCGCUCCUACCCCACCAGGCAGCCGUCACCGCCACCAGCGCCGCGAGUCUCUGCGCGUUAAUCUUACACCCGAAGACGUCGAGCGGUUCGCCGGCGAAGUUCGUAACAUGACUAUUGCAGACGUGCAUCUUUCCUUGUUCGGAUACUGGAUCAAGGAGAGCGAUGAGAACUUCAGAGAAGCCAAAAAGCACCUUCGAGAGCUAGGAGUCGAUCGUGGCUAUAACCUAUCUCGUCUUAACAACUACUGCCUAGAAGAGCUUUGUCGAGACGUCCUCGACAUCCGCCCAACGGAGUGUCGUACCACAGUGCUCAAGCAGCAACCCGCUACCGAAAAAGCAUCGCUGCAGUACUUGACCCCGACACGUUCGUUUUCUUUACCCGUUGCUCCGCGAAUCGAUACUUUGCCGCCUUCGUUGCGCGAACAGAGGGAGCGGGUGAUUAGUGAGGCCGCGCAGAGGUCUACAUCACUCGGCUCUCCUGAUGGGCCUAGGGAUUACCCACCCAAUACGCCCGAUCGUCCUUUACCGUUAUCUCCACGCUCGCCCAGCUCCACCCUGAACGCGCCACCCCUCCCCCUUGGUUUUCCCUCCCCGUGCUCGCCCCCAAGGGCAUCAGAUGACCACUCCAUUCUGGAGUCAUACCGAGGGUCGUCCGAUAGCUCUUUGGAUGGAGUAUCGGACUGGGAUCUCCGAGUGGCGGACAUUUACGAGCAGGUGGUCUCCCUGGAGGACAUCACCCAGAUCGACCGGAUCAUUGCAGAUCUACAGAAUCUUAAGGACUUGUACUCCUCCAGGGAGAUCGAAAUCUGA
This is a messenger RNA of Alternaria atra, 1380 nucleotides long. RefSeq lists its product as uncharacterized. The transcript is spliced from 5 exons. NCBI's taxonomy places the organism in Eukaryota, Fungi, Ascomycota, Dothideomycetes, Pleosporales, Pleosporaceae. The record is from RefSeq and is a predicted model, not a curated record. Bases 1 to 1380 code for a protein of 459 amino acids.